Bactrocera dorsalis (oriental fruit fly) is the source of this 4221-nucleotide messenger RNA. RefSeq lists its product as uncharacterized. The transcript has 3 exons. Bases 1420 to 2379 code for a protein of 319 amino acids. The record is from RefSeq and is a predicted model, not a curated record. NCBI's taxonomy places the organism in Eukaryota, Metazoa, Arthropoda, Insecta, Diptera, Tephritidae.
UAUAUGUACCAUGUUUCCUUAAGAUAUCCAAAUUUUUACUCAAGUUAUCGCUUGUAUGGGCGGUCAGACAGACAGUCACCAGGAAUUCAACUCGCCUCGUCAUUUUGAUCAUUUACGUACAUAUAUUUACAUACAUGUACUUAUGUAAAUAUAACUCCUUAUCUACCUGGAUAAUUUUUAGGAGAAACAAACAACAGUUAGGUGAAGAAAACUAUUGUACUCUGCAGCAACAUGUUGUAAAAAGUAUAAAAAUAGCAGCACACAAGUGCCGAAGAUUAAAUGGUUUCGCGCUGAAAUAUAAACAUUAUAAUUGCACACUAAGCAUAAAUAUGACACAUUUGCACACGUUAAUGUGCGCACCCAAUCGUAUGUGUUUAGAUAAUAUACCCAGCAAACAUAUAGGCAAGCGUUUUGUAAAUUAAGAUUGCAGCAAGCUUGCAUAAAUAAGAGUUUUGCGAAUGUCGUUGACAAUUUGUUUGCAAAUGCAAGUGUUUUGCGAACGUCGUUGACAAUUUGCUUGCAAAUGCAAGUGUUUCAUAAAUUUAAGCAAAAUGUGUAGUUCUCGCCGCAAAAGAUUGUGCUAAUAAGUUGUGUUAAUAAAUUAUGUAAAAUUGUUCUUAAAGUUGUUAAAUUAAGUGCGUUUGGUACUUUUAAUUAUCAUUUGCUAUUAAAAAAGGUAAUAAUCUACUUAUUUAAUGUCUGCAGCAAAAAAGAAGAAAAGUGUUGUGCGCAGCAGCUUCGAAAUUUUUGAACAUCUAUGGAACGGUGCGGCUGCAAGUUCUGUAAGUACCCAGAGUGAAUUUGUGGAACAGGAGGUUGUGCCUGAAGCACAGAAUAAUUUAGAUUCCUUGUUGUCAAACGAUGAUUAUAUUUCUGAUGAAAGUGAGAACUCGUCCGAUGGCGCUGUUAUUGAUUUCAAUAAACGUUUAGCUGCAUGGUUUGUUGAGAGCAAUGUGUCCAAUGUGCAUGCUAAUAAAUUAUUGAACUUAUUAAGCGACAAAAUUGAAGGUCUACCAAAAGAUAUCAGAACGCUAAAACGUACGCCGACUAAUGCUCCAGUUGUCUCGUUUGCAGGUGGAGAAUAUGCGCAUUAUGGCUUGAGAGACUGUUUGACAGAUUUUUUGCGGGAAUAUAAAGUGCAUACAAAUAUUUUAGAAUUGAUCCAUCGAUGUUGGAUUGCCAAUUUCGAAAAGUUCGCUGAGGAGCGUGUGGCCUAUUUUAGUGAAUGUAAAUGGGACGGAUUCAGUUUUCGUGGUUGCUAUUUUUUGUGGACGGUCUCAUCCCAAUGAUGUGAAUAAGUUUCUGGCACAAUUUGUCGAUGAGUUGAACGAUCUUCUCCAAAAUGGAUUUUCAUACGAAAACAAAACUUUUGUAAUAAAAUGUCGAGCAUUUAUUCUGGAUGCACCAGCUAGGGCACUUAUGCUUGGAGUCAAAGGACACGCAGGCUAUAGUUGUUGCACAAAGUGCAUUCAGAGGGGCGAACGGAAAGAGAAUCGUAUGAUAUUCCAUUAUCAAAAUCAUCCUUUGCGCACAAAUAUAAAUUUUUGGCAAAGAACUGAUGUCAGCCAUCACAACCAGCAAAGUUCUUUGGAAAUUGAAAAACUUCCAAUCGACGUGAUCCAAGUAUUCGCUCUAGAUUACAUGCACGUGGUGUAUUUGGGUGUAAUGAAGGCUUUGCUUGGAUCCUGGAUAAAAGUUAAAAAUUGCAAUUAUUCUUUGCAACAAAAUGAUAUACGAAAACUAAAUACAGAAUUUCAAUCCAUUGCGUGUUACAUACCAAGAGACUUUUGUAGGAAACCACGGGAUUUAAAAGAGAUAGACCGCUUCAAAGCAACGGAAUUCCGUCAGUUCCUUUUGUAUACAGGCCAGGUUGUGCUAAAGGACAUAUUGAGUGAAGAGAUGUACAUUCAUUUUUUGCAACUUAGUCUUGCAAUGCGAAUUCUCCUCAAUGCUGAAGAUUGUGUACAAAACAACAAAUGCGCAGAGGAGCUGAUAAAGGAUUUCUUACUCAGAGUCCCUGUUUUAUAUGAUGAUUUAAUGUUAACAUAUAAUUGCCACUGUUUGAGUCAUUUGGCCAGAGAUUCCAUGCACUUUGGAUCACUAGAGACAACCAGUGCUUUCAAGUUUGAAAAUAAAUUAGGAAAAAUUAAGAAACUAGUUAAGAAAAAAAAUAAUGUUCCGUCCCAAAUUUACAACAGACUAGUUGAGCAGAGUGUACAUGGAAAUCAUCAUACAAAUAUUGUUUCUAAAAAAUCUACAGUACAAAGUGAUGGCACUUACAAAUUCGUUAAAACUAAAAACUUUUAUUUAUCAUCUAUUGCACCUGAGAACUUUUAUUUAGUACAAAAAUUACGGGCUAAGGGUACAAGACUUACAUAACUUAUAUGAUAAGCCACUUCAAUCAUCGCUUUUUAAUAUUUACCGUGCCGAAAAUCUCAGUUUUAACAAAACACCGAAUCACCAUACGCUUGACGAAGUAACAUCAAAAGUUAUAUGCUUCUACACCAGAUCGUCUUAUAUAUUUGUGCCACUCAUAGCAGAUCAUGUCGCAGAACAAUCUCAAUUACAUCGUCGACCCCAUUAAUGAUGACAUCGCAUCCUCACAAACUAUUUAUGUGAUGCAACCAAGUCCAAGCACAACAACAACUUCUUUGGAUAGUGCAACGUCGUCGGCAAUUCAAUUCAAUUAAUCAUCGACGCAUGUCAAAAGGCUGCUGAAAAGGUGGAGGAAAAAAAUAAGCUAAUAUUGUUGCGCCUAACAGAAAACGUUGAGGGGAUGCGCAAAGAAAUCAUUGAUCUUAAAAAAGCGGUAUCACAUAAUAACGCUACUAUUAUGCCGUAUGCUAAUAUUGAAGACUUCCUCAAUUUUGAGAAAACUAUUCUGGAAGAUAUAGAUAAAUUUUCCUUGCUGAAGGCAGAUCUAAAAAGAUGGUCAACAUCCAAUUCGAGAAAAUUUGUUACGAAAGCGUGGCAGAAGAUUAUGACUGACAACGUUGCUGAGAGCUUUGCCUGGCGAGGAACUGCAGAUAAGAAGUGCAUUAGGGCCUUCACUGUCGCCACUGCAAGGCAAGGAAGAGGACUUUGUGUUUGCCUCUAAGUCAUAUUUCCAGUACGCAAAAAAUCGUAUUAAAAUUAAAACAACAAAAAAAGUAAACUAAAAUACUAAGUAGUAAUGAUUUUUUAAAUGAAAAAACAAUGAAGUUCCUAUUUUUAUGUUUUAAUGUAAUAUUAUUCUAUGAAGAAACCAAAUUUAAUAUUAAAACUGAUUUUUAAAUGUAUCAAUAAAAAAACAUAUCCAAAACAAAGUAAAUGUUUAAACGCUUACUUAUUUCAUUUUCUUCGCUUACUUAAGCAUUUUCAAAACGUGUUUUAUAAGCAUUUAGAAAACGUGUAAUUACGUUACUUAAAAAACAUUUUUUGCAAUUGUCUUUUAAACGCUUAUAAAGUUGGGUCCUUUUCGAUUAUAAACCCCUUGCUUUGAUGUCUUUUGUAAAGGUCACAGCAGCGUUUUAUAAGUGUUUUGCUUACAUGUGAACGCUUACAAAACGCUUAUUUUUAUAGUAUGUAAAUGCUGGCUGGGAUAAACACAAGCGUAUCACUACAUAUCCACAUCCAUAUAAUUUUAUAUAUUUAUGUACUAUGUAUGUAUAAGACAAUAUAUUGCUUUUAAACAGAAAUUAAUUAGGGUAUUCCAUCAAACUCAUAAAUGCCUCAUAAAAUUCAUAAACUCGUAAAAUUCUGUGCCUUAUAAAUGAGCUGUCAAAAUUUGUAUGAAAAAGAGUUUAUGCGUUUCGUAUAAAAUUAUGAGGCAAAAUCGACGCGUAUUUGCUUCAUAAACUGAUAUUUUACCUAUUACGCGGCUUUUAUACGUAUGAAAAAAAGGAGCGUUCCAAAAAACUGAAGCGUAAAUUUUUUAGCUUAUAAGUUUCUACAUUUACGAGUUUGGUGGAAUACCCUAAAUGUAAAGUUUGCACAUACAUACAUAUGUAACUGUGUUAGAAGCAAAUACUAUAAACUAUCGUAUACUCGUAAAAUUAGGUAUAAACUAUGCUAUUCGCUUUAGUGCUGUAAAUUUUUGUUCUUGCUGCAUUUGGUAGAAAUAUUUUACACUUUGCCAUAUACGAACUGUCACAUUACGAAAAAAGCUGGGAUAUACAAGUAUAAGUACAUAGCAUACAUAUGCAUGUAUAGAUGUACAUACGUACAAAAAUAAUUAUAAGU